Messenger RNA from Papilio machaon (common yellow swallowtail), 423 nucleotides. RefSeq names its product src-like-adapter 2. The record is from RefSeq and is a predicted model, not a curated record. The transcript is spliced from 2 exons. NCBI's taxonomy places the organism in Eukaryota, Metazoa, Arthropoda, Insecta, Lepidoptera, Papilionidae. Bases 1 to 423 code for a protein of 140 amino acids.
AUGACGUGCGAUGCGUGCGUGCGCGUGCAGAUCGCGCUGGAGGUGCUGGGCGCGCAGGGCGUGGGCGCGUUCCUGGUGCGCGCGUCCACGACGCAGCGCGGCUGCCUGGCGCUGUCGCUGCGCGUGCCGCGGGACUUCGCGCACCACGGCAUCGCGCACUACCUCAUCCUGCGCACGCCCAAGGGCUACAAGAUAAAGGGCUUCACGAAGGAGUUCGCGUCGCUGUCGGCGCUGGUGACGCACCACAGCGUGAUGCCGGAGCUGCUGCCCGUCCCGCUGCGUCUGCCCCGCGCGCCCCGCGCCCCGCGCCCCGACCUCGAGCCCCUCGAGCGCCUGGCGCCCGCACCCCGCGCCGCGCACCCCGCGCACCCCGCGCGCCCCGCACACCCCGCACACCCGCACCGCGCCCCGCUCGACGUGUGA